UCGACACCUACUUCAACGACAACUCUCGCAUCUUGACAACCUGCAAGAAUUCACGAUGCCGAGCCACAAGUCCUUCCGAACCAAGCAAAAGCUUGCGAAAGCGCAGAAGCAGAACCGCCCGAUUCCCCAGUGGAUCCGCCUGCGAACUGGUAACACCAUCCGAUACAACGCAAAGCGACGACACUGGCGCAAGACCCGUAUCGGCAUCUAAACGGCUCGCCCCCUCCUCUCUCGAUUCUCGUUUUCAGUCUCGGUCUCCUCAUACAUCAAAUGGCACGGGGAUGGAUUCCACGGCGGGGGAGCGGAUAUAGAUGUUGAGUUUGGGGUGGCGGAUGGAGUGGUGCGGACUUUUGAUGGUAUGAAGGAUGUUUUAACUGGUAACUCUGGCGCUUUGGGACUGAAAAUACACGUGAUGGGGGUUUUGCAGUGGCAAUGAAAUGCACCAGCUAAUCCGAUGGAUUAAGGAUAUUUGAUUGUGAAUGGUGCUGUGCCUUUUCAGUCUUCUAGCCGAACCAUAACCCUUCUAUUCG
This is a messenger RNA of Lindgomyces ingoldianus, 530 nucleotides long. RefSeq names its product ribosomal protein L39e. Gene Ontology annotation, molecular function: structural constituent of ribosome. Gene Ontology annotation, cellular component: ribosome; cytosolic large ribosomal subunit. Gene Ontology annotation, biological process: translation. Bases 56 to 211 code for a protein of 51 amino acids. The record is from RefSeq and is a predicted model, not a curated record. NCBI's taxonomy places the organism in Eukaryota, Fungi, Ascomycota, Dothideomycetes, Pleosporales, Lindgomycetaceae. The transcript is spliced from 3 exons.